AUGACCUGUCCCAAAGGCCACUACCUGUCUGACGAUGGCGUCAACGUGCCCGAGUGUCUUCGCUGCGAGAGAGGCACCUACAUGCCCAUCUCCAGACACAGCAUGGUGAGUUGCGAGCCGUGCACGCGGGCGAGUGUAUAUCUCAACGAAGUAGAGUUGGCGGGAUGUACCUCGGUUAAAGACACGCUCAUCGUGUGUCGAGAGGGAUACUUCCGGUCAGUGUCUCAUGCGGGAGAUGACGAGUUUGAUGCUAAGGACUCAGAAGAUUGUAACAAGUGUUCUCGGUGUCAAGAUGAUGCCAAGAAACCGUAUGAAAUUGCGAAGUGCGGAUUGUACUCGGAUACACUGUGCUGCGAAGAACGUGAUAUGGAAGCUUUUGUAAAUGAAUUCAAUAUCUCGCUAUGCGCGGCUCCCACAUACAGCGAUAGUAAUCCACUGCGUUGCCGGAUGGGUCAGUAUGUUAAAAUUCUCGAUUCUGGGAGACGUUCGUGUCAGCCCUGCCCUGGCCAACAUUUCAUGUCGGUAGGCAAUCACACAAACCAAGCAUGCAAGCCAUGCACUGUAGCAGACGAUUUCAACGAGGAGAUAGUCGCGGAACCCUGCAACCCUAUCAGCGACACUGUCAUAGCUUGUACUGAAGGGUUUUAUCGAAAAGUUCCAAAUAAUCCUGACGUAGACACCGGAAGUUGCACCCCGUGUAGGUCUUGCGAAUUCGAUCAUUUCAAUAAAUUUGAAGGCCAGAAAUGUGGAAAGUUUUCCGACACGGUUUGCUGUCAGUGGCCGAAUAUGGUAGUUACCAAGG
Lymnaea stagnalis (great pond snail) is the source of this 802-nucleotide messenger RNA. NCBI's taxonomy places the organism in Eukaryota, Metazoa, Mollusca, Gastropoda, Lymnaeidae. The record is from the annotation of a GenBank genome assembly.